Aspergillus calidoustus is the source of this 7728-nucleotide messenger RNA. The record is from the annotation of a GenBank genome assembly. Lineage: Eukaryota; Fungi; Ascomycota; Eurotiomycetes; Eurotiales; Aspergillaceae.
AUGUCAUCUAAAGGGUCGGAAGAUAUUCUCACGCCACUAGCCAUUGUUGGCCUUUCGUUUAAAUUCCCACAAGAUGCUACCUCGGCCGAGGGAUUCUGGGACAUCCUGGAAGCUGGCCGGUCUACGUCAACAGAAUUUCCCGCCACUAGGAUGAAGAUUGAUGCUCACUACCAUCAGGACCGGUCUCGGCUGGAUGCAAUCUCUGUUCGUGGCGGACACUUCAUGAAGGAAGACCUGGGAGCCUUUGACGCACCCUUUUUCGGCAUGAGUCUCGCUGAAGCGCAGGUUAUGGACCCGCAACAGCGGCUUGCCUUGGAGACAGUCUAUCGAGCAUUUGAAAACUCAGGCCUUUCGCUUGCAGAUGUUGCAGGCUCAAGGACAAGUGUUGUUGCAGGAUCUUUCUGUGAUGAUUAUCAUCUGUUGCAGGUAAAAGACCCUCUGGAGGCGAGUCCGCAGGGUGUCAACGGAAAUGCAAGAAACAUGAUUUCAAAUCGGGUCAGCUGGUUCUUUGACCUUCGGGGCCCAAGCUUCACACUCGACACUGCCUGCUCGAGUAGCCUAGUUGCGUUGGACAUGGUUUGCCAGUCCAUAUGGGGUGGUGACGCGAAAAUGGGCGUCGCGGUCGGGAGCAACAUUAUUAUUGCCCCCGAGAUGACCAUGGGAUUGGACAACCUCGGUCUCUUAUCUCCCGACAGCCGGAGCUACAGCUUUGAUGACCGGGCUAACGGAUAUGCCAGGGGAGAGGGGGUGGGCGCGAUAGUGAUUAGACCGCUACAGGACGCGAUCAAGAACGGGGAUACUGUUAGGGCUGUUAUUAGGUCGUCGAGCUGCAACCAGGACGGCAGGACACCUGGAAUCCUUCAGCCCAGCAAGGACGCCCAAACACGUCUGAUUCUCGAUACGUAUGCGAAGGCAGGUCUGGAUAUGGCGAUAACCAGGUACUUUGAAGCGCAUGGCACAGGGACCCCUGUUGGCGACCCAAUUGAAACAAGAGCCAUCGGGACUACCUUUCGCAAAUACCGCUCAAAGGACGAGCCUCUAUACGUCGGAUCAGUUAAGUCAAAUAUUGGCCAUUUAGAGGGAGCGAGCGGCAUCGCCGGAGUGAUCAAGGUGAUUUUGGCGCUUGAAAAAGGCGUAAUUCCACCCAACAGUGAAAAUCUGCAAAAUCUGAACCCGCAGAUAGACGACGAAUUUUACAACCUCAAGUUUCCCAAAUCCCUCAUACCUUGGCCAACGAAUGGCCUGCGCCGGGCUUCGGUGAGCUCCUUCGGGUUCGGGGGCGCUAACUGCCACAUUGUGUUGGACGAUGCGUAUAAUUGUCUUCGCCUUCGGGGUAUUGAAGAUGAAUACCACCAGACGGCCGUUGUCCCUCCUCUGCAGGAUGGAAAUACCACAGUAGCCCACGGGACAACCGACGAUCGCCAAUCCGGGCCUGAGAAAUAUCCUCAACUGCUAGUCUGGUCAUCUGCAGAUGAGGGCGGAAUCAAGCGAAUGCGGGAUGUGUGGGAAAGGUAUCUCUCAGGAGCCACGGGCCUCGAAUCCAAAACAAACAAGUUUUUGGAUAAUCUGGCAUAUACGCUCGCGGCCCGACGGAGCCACCUUACGUGGAGAACAUUUGCAGUUGCAGAUAAUUCUGAAGGGCUGAAGGGCAUAGCCAAUAAGUUCCACACAGCUGUGAGAUCCAAGAGGCCAACGAACCUGGUCUACGUCUUUACAGGGCAAGGGGCUCAAUGGCCAGCUAUGGGGCGCGAGCUUAUUGAAAGAUACGAAGUUUUCAGGCACAGCUUAGCGCAAGCGGGAAACUACCUGAAAGAACUUGGAUGUGCAUGGGAACUGCUCGACGAGCUACGUAAGCCAAUGCCUGACUCCAACGUCGAUGACCCUUCAUUCGGCCAGCCCUUAUGCACGGCGCUUCAACUCGCUUUGACCGAUCUGUUGAGUAGUUGGAAUAUAGUUCCAGCGGCCGUUAUUGGCCAUUCAUCCGGUGAAAUUGCAGCAGCUUACUCCGCAGGAGCUCUUUCAAAGCACUCUGCACUGAAAGUUGCGUACUUUAGAGGAUGUCUUGCGGGAUAUUUGAGCAAAAAUAGUCAGACCAAGGGAGCUAUGCUUGCAGUUGGCCUCUCUCAAGUUGACGUUGAAUCGUACCUAAAGACGGUUAGUACAGCUUGUGGGCCACUGCGCUUGGUUGUUGGUUGCGUAAACAGCCCCAAAAGCAUUACCAUUUCCGGGGAGAGUGAUCAAAUCGAGCACCUGGAUCGGCUUUUGACAGAAGAUGGAGUAUUUUCAAGGAGGCUGGCAGUUAAUGUCGCCUAUCAUUCGUUCCAGAUGGAAGAGGUCGCCUCCCAGUAUAAAAGUCUUCUCGGGGAUCUCGAGCCUCCAUGCCCUCGCAUGAAGAGAGAUCCCAUUAUGAUCUCUUCAGUCACUGGAAAUGUCAUUCAUAGAGAUGACUUGGUCAACCCCGCAUACUGGGUUAGCAAUAUGGUUUCUCCUGUUUUGUUCUCCACUGCGCUGAGAGGUCUGUGCCGGCAACUACCUAGACAAACCAAGAAAAUUGAUGGUAGUCACAGACGCGCAGUCAGAGUUGAUCAACUGCUGGAGAUAGGCCCACACUCCGCACUUCAGUCGCCAUGUUGGGAUAUUCUCAAGGCCGCCAACGUGGACAGGAAUAUCAAGUAUAUUGCCUCGCUGCGACGGAAACAUUCCGAUAUGCGAAGUAUGUUGGAGUGCGUGGGCCAAUUGCAUUGCGAGGGCUAUCCUAUUGACCUAUCCCAGGUCAAUGGGUCGAGCACAAGGCAGGGCCAUGUCUUGACAGAUCUUCCCGAAUACCCCUUCAACCAUGACACGUCCUAUUGGCAUGAGAGCCGGCACAGCAAGAACUUCAGAUUCCGAAACAUUGGCCGCCUAGACCUACUUGGAAUCAAAGAUGUUGAUUCGAAUCCGAUGGAAGCUCACUGGAGAAAUAUCAUCAGCGCGGAAAAUUUGCCGUGGGUUGAAGAUCACAAGGUCAACAACGAGAUUCUCUACCCAGCUGCUGGAAUGGUAGUGAUGGCUGUUGAAGCUAUCAAGCAGCUUUUGGAUGAGGAUCGGCCAGUGUCUGGGUUUUUCGUCAAGGACUGCAAGUUUCUCUCACCAAUUCGCAUUGCCAGCCAUGGGCAGCGCAUUGAGACAAGUCUACACAUGAAGCGAACCAAGCUUGGGAAAUCAGAUUCCACCGGCUGGUAUGACUUUCGCCUUUGCUCCCGGGACAGGGAAGCAUGGACUGAAAGCUGCACUGGCUCCAUCCAAGCAAUAUAUGAAACCAGCGAGGCUGGAUUGAGAUCCAAUGACGAUGAGGAUGCCAAGUGGCGAGCCCACCUUGCCAGGAAUUAUGAGGAAAUAGCUCGGCGGUGCACGAAUUCAAUCGAUCCAGCCCAGUUUUACAACAGCCUCAUUCCCAAUGGAUACCACUACGGACCCGCAUUCGCUGCCAUAACUGGCUUGAAAACAAACGAUGCUAAUCACAAAGAGUUGGUGUCUACUAUUGGGACGUUUCAAGGGCCAAGCUCAGAUGGUUCAAAUUUUAUGCAGCCGCACACCAUUCAUCCAACGACCUUGGAUGCUAUCAUCCAUACCAUGACCGCAAUGACAAUACAGGCUGGGGCCCAGCGAAAGGUUGUGGCAAUUCCUACGAGUAUUGAGGAAUUGUGGAUAUCCAACAGUGGAAGCCUGAGCUACCCAGCUGCAGAUACGCUGGAGGUGUACGCUUGCUCGGAAGGAAGAACUGUCACAGAAUCUCAGUACGCAAUGGCUGUGUUUGACAAGGAUGUCAAGCAUCCCUUGCUCACACUUGACGGGCUUGGAGUAGCCGAAGUUGACAACGCUGUGGUACCCGACGACGAGGAUGCAUGGGCCACAGCAGAUCUUUGCCAUCAUGUCGAUUGGAAGCCUGACGUGGACCUAUUCGGGCCUAAGGAGCUGGACACCUUCUUUCCCAAAGGAGGGGUGGCAAGUACGGAUACGAUCGAGCUUUGGGAAAAGAUGGAAUACCUCGUGUCCAUCUACAUAAGUCGGGUCCCGAAAAGUCUGAUCGAGCAAGCAAAGACAAUAAGCCAUGCGCAUAUGGAUAGGUACAUUGAUUGGUUGGAAAAGCAGCAAGAGGCCAUACAUACUCGUCAGGCGAGCUCGCAUUCUCUGGACUGGAAGGCGUACAUGGAAGACGACAAACUUCUUUGUGAUCUUCACAAUGAACUGGAUCGCAGUACCAAGCGGGCUCGGUUGGCUAGCACUGUCGCCAAGAACCUCAUCAAGUUUAUUUCCCGUGAGGCGGACCCUAUUAGGCUCUAUUCUACCCCCAAGGUAGACCAGAUUACAAGGUACAUUGACGCACUGGGCCACAAGAAUCCGCAAAUGAAGGUUCUCGAGCUGGGUGCAGGAAGUGGCGCGUUGACAGAUUUAUGCUUGAAAACGCUCAACACAGACUUUCAAAACGGGAUGCCGGUUCCUCGUUACAGCCAAUGGGACUUUACGGAUAUCUCAAGUUCCUUCUUCCCACAGGCGCAGAGCCAGUUUGCAGGUUUUGAACGUGUGAGGUUUAUGCCUUUGGAUAUUGAGAAAGACCCCGAAUUGCAGGGAUUCGAGUGUGGCACAUAUGAUUUGGUUGCCGCGUACCUGGUCUUCCACGCUACGGUGGACCUAAGUGUCAGCCUGAAAAAUGCACGAAAACUGCUGAAACCUGGUGGUAGACUCUUGUUUAUCGAAAUAACCAAGCCCGGGGUUUUGGUUACGGAUCUUACGUUUGGUCUGUUUGAAGGGUGGUGGAGAGGUCACGAGUCCUAUCGCACAGCCGGUCCAUGUGUUGAUGAGGUGAAAUGGGGGGAGUUGCUGGGCAAUACUGGGUUCUCAGGAUGCGACAUUGUCGUGCACGACUUUGACGACGAUUUUCUCCACGAAACCAGUGUAAUUGUCUCAACUGCGGUCAACGAUUCCCAGCCCCGGAAUCAGAAGGCAGUCGAAAUCAUACUCGAUCCGCUUUGCCAGACACAAACUCAGCUGGCUUCCGUGCUAAGCGAGAGCCUUUUCAAAGCGGGAAAUGAUCGAGUGAAACACGUACCGAUGGUUGCAGAUGUCGGCACCAAAUUAUCCCCCGAGGCGUUCCAAGUCUCAUUGCUAGAGGUCCAGGACCCACUUUUGUAUCAGGUGAACUGUGACGAGUUCCGGCGCCUCCAUGACCUAAUUUCAAAUACGACAAGUCUGCUCUGGGUCAAUGGUGGAGGGGGUCUUCAACCCUGCCCAAAGUUCCGUCUGUGCGAUGGACUUUUUCGGGUGGUGGGCGAGGAGAAUCAAGAAAGUCAGCUAUGCAUUCUCUCUCUCGAACAAUCGUCAUGUGUGGAUCAUCAAUCUGAGCAAAUCCAGAAGGUAUUACUAUCUCGGAUGCAGGACUCUGAUACUAGGAGGGCCGAUAGUGAAUUCACUGAAAUAGGGGGGCUGUUACACGUGGGCCGCCUGGUUAACGCCAGCUCGAUAAACCGGCAAAUCGCUCUGAGCAAGAGCGCACAGCACGAACUGGUGAGGGAUUUCGGGGCGGAGCCCGCCUUGUCCUUGCAAAUUGGCAGCCCCGGCCUGCUAAAUACUCUACAUUUUGCAGAAGACAACUCCCUGCAACAGCCGCUAGGACCUAAUGAAAUUGAGAUUCGGGUCAGGGCCGUGGGACUUAAUUUCCGGGAUGUUCUUAUCGCCUUGGGACGGCUGAAUAGCCGAUCUCUGGGGUUCGAGUUUGCUGGAGAGGUGGUUCGCGUUGGGCAUGCGUGUGUGAAAUUCCAGCUGGGAGACCGGGUUGUUGCGUACUAUCCAAGCAACUUUGCCAACUUUGUGCGCGUUCGAGAAGACCUGGCUGUGAUGAAAGCCCCCGACAAUGGGCUGUCAUUUGAGGAAACGGCCGCCAUACCGAUAGUAUAUGGGACGGCAUGGUUGACACUAAAUCACACUGCAAGGCUCCAGCCCGGUGAAUCUGUCCUGAUCCAUUCGGGAGCCGGCGGGACAGGACAGGCGGCAAUACAGGUCGCCCACUAUCUUGGUGCCACUGUAUUCACCACGGUAUCGAGUCUGGCCAAGAAGCGUUUUCUUAUGCAGGAAUACAAUAUACCCGAGGAACGCAUCUUUUCAAGUCGAAAUACGCUGUUCGCCAAGGGUAUCCGGCGCCUGACCGGCGGCAGAGGGGUCGAUGUUGUCCUCAACUCACUAUCGUCCGAUCAGCUUGUUGCAUCGUGGGAGUGCGUGGCACCGUACGGCCGGUUCGUGGAGAUUGGGAAGAAUGACAUUCUUACAAACUCCAAGCUUUCCAUGGCGCAAUUCACCAACAAUGUCAGCUUCCACGGCUUCGAUCUCUCCGCAAUGGUGCAAGAUCGCCCCCAGCUAUUGGUCACCGCGCUGCAAGAGAUUCUUUCACUGAUUGAUGCUGGAAAGCUGUCGUUGCCAAAAUCUGUCGAAAUAUUUGGGAUAUCGGAGAUUGAGCAAGCGUUUCGGCAUAUGCAAAGCGGAAAAAGCAUUGGCAAAACGGUGUUGACAAUGAGAUCAACCGAUCAAGUGACGGCCAUGGUGGACACGAAGCCGACCUGCUCGUUUGACGAUCAUUCAACCUACGUAAUUGCUGGUGGCUUAGGUGGCCUUGGUCGGAGCAUUGCCCACUGGUUAGUCGACCGGGGUGCCCGCAAUUUGAUACUGCUUUCACGAUCUGGGGAUCAGAACGUGUAUGCAGGGGUGACUACAAAAAGCCUACAGGAGAAAGGCGCCACGGUCUCGACGCCCGCGUGCGAUAUAACGGACCGUGCAGUGUUGGCAAGCACCUUGGAAUUCUGUAGUCGGACAAUGCCGCCAAUCAAGGGAUGUAUUCAAGCAUCAAUGGCUAUCAGUAGCUCGCAUUUCGGGGCCUUGACAUAUGAUUCGUGGUUGACAAACACCGCUGCCAAGGCGCAGGGGUCCUGGAAUCUACAUGAGCUGCUUCCUCAAGGGUUGGACUUUUUUGUUCUCCUGUCAUCAGUGGCUGGUAUCAUGGGAGCAAGAGGAGAUUCGGGAUAUGCAGCCGGCAACACAUUCCAGGACGGACUAGCUCGGUAUCGCAAUAAGAUAGGGGAGAAGGCGGUCUCAUUAGACUUGGGUCUUUUCCUCUCAGCCGGCUACCUACAUGAGAAUGAAAGAGCCCGCGAGUACUUCCUAUCCAAUAAUGUCCUCAGACCACUCAGCGAGUCCGAUCUCCACGCCCUGCUGGACAUUUACUGCAGCCACUCUAUGGAAGCCUUUCCUAUAGAGAAGAGCCAGACUGUGGUUGGUAUCACGCCUAUUGUACGACAAAAGGGAACGGGAAGGACCGACUGGUUGCAAAAGCCCAUUGCCAGUCAUAUCAACAUCGCCGGUUUAGGCGGCUCUAGCACCUCAAAGGGUGGGAAGACCAACUUCGCCGAAGUGUUCGCGAGCGGGAAGUCCUUGGAAGAGGUCUCUUGUGUUAUUGCGCAGAGCAUGAAGGCAAAACUGGCGCAGAUGCUGUCUAUUUCGGCGGGCGAGUUGGAUCUGGACAAGCCAAUUCACCAGUAUGGGGUCGACUCGCUCACAGCCGUCGAGCUACGCAAUUGGUUUUCGCGUGAGAUGCGGGCGGACGUCGCCAUCUUCGAUAUUUUGGGAGGUGCGAGUAUUUCAUCCGUGGUGACCCUCGCUGUGGGUAAGAGCGAGUACUGCGUGCCAAAUCAUGUGGAAUAG